AUGUUAAAUAAUACAUUAGAUCACAACUUAACAUCAUUUCGUAGUACUAUUAUUUUAGUUGCUAUUUUUUUCGGUAGUAUUGCGAUUAUGCUUAAUUUUAUUAUUAUUAUUUAUUUAAUUCGUCAUGGUAAAUUUGCAAAGUAUUCUAAAAAACAACGUAGUCGUCGUGUUGGACUUCUUCAUUCAAUUAAUACAUAUAUUCAUCUCAUUGGAUUAUUAGCAACACUUGUAAUAAUGUGUAUUAGAACAUUGUAUGGUGAUUUAUAUCAAGAAAAACGAGGUGAAAAUUUUAUUUCAUGGCAUUGCCAUUUUUUAGGAUAUUUAAUGUCACUAUUUGGAGCAGGUGUUUAUGGUUCAUGUUUUUUACAAGCACUUUAUCGUUUUUGGAGAAUUAUUACACCAAAUCGAGAUCUUUUUCAAAAUCUAUGUUUUCACAUACACUUAAUCCUGGUUCAUUGGAUAUUUAUUAUAACUUUAUUAAUACCUAUUCUAUCUCGUUCUGUUUAUAUAUCAUCUGAUCAUUUUUGUUUAAGUCCAUUUAAUGAUCGAUGGACAGCAGCAUAUAUUUCAUUGAUAACAGCUGUAAUUCCUGUUACUGGAAUAUUUAUACUUUAUAUAAAAAUUGUAAUUCAUAUGAAACAUAAUUUACAAACUAAAAAACAAUGGAGACGUAUGAAACGUGAUAUUUCAACCAUAAGAAGAAUUCUUUUAUUAGUUCUUAUUAUAUUACAAACAAGUAGUACAGGAAUUAUACUUUGGAUUUUAACAUUUUUUUAUAAAAGUUUUCAUCCACUUUUUUAUCGACUACUUCGAUUUUUAAUGAUAUUAUGUAUGCUUAUAUGUAGUAUUACUUUAUUGAUGGUUUCUCCAGAAUUAAAACGAGCAUUUCAAUCAAGUAGUCAUAAACAAUUAAAGAAACGUUAUUAUACAUCAAAAAAACAAACGUCUUUGAAUAAUACUAACGAAAUAACACAAAUACAAAACAUACCUCGUUCAUAA
Rotaria sp. Silwood1 is the source of this 999-nucleotide messenger RNA. The record is from the annotation of a GenBank genome assembly. Lineage: Eukaryota; Metazoa; Rotifera; Eurotatoria; Philodinida; Philodinidae.